AUGUACUGCAAAGCUGGCCCCGACCCCAACACCGAGAACCUCAAUACCAACACAGCCGUCAACCCUCUCUAUAACCUGACAAAAGAACAAUGGUGGUUCCAACACGACCGCGGGUGCGAUCUCGUGCCCCCUCCCACCGGCGAAUUUCUCGAGCUCCCUGCCAACGGCAACUUCACCGUCGAACUGGCGCACAACCGCGCUCAGACGACGCUUUCCUACGACGGGAAAUUUGCUUCUGACUGGAUUGACGGGAAAGAUCAUCCCGACGACUGGAACUCUUGGGAGGGCCCGGGCAGUGCAUGCCUUGACGACGGCGCUAUGCAUACGUACAACGAGACCAAUGCCGCGGGUACGGCAUGGGCGAUCAGCUAUGAGAGCGAUAUGGCGAAGGUGACAAUGGAGAACUUGGUAGUGUUUAGCACGCUGCAGCACACGCCGUGGAAGAGAAUUGCUACGUACCAAGUCCCCGAUCUACCGGCCUGUCCUGAGGACGGUUGCACCUGCGCGUGGCUCUGGGUCCCUGAUGGCUGUGGACAGCCCAACAUGUACAUGCAGCCAUACAAAUGCACUGUCACAAACGCGAAAUCCACAACACCUGUUGCGAAAGCACAGGCACCUGUUUACUGCGCCGAUGACGCCUCGAAGUGCGUACAGGGCGCUAAGCAGAUGAUUGCCUGGAACCAGCUUGAUGGAAACAACAUCGAGACGGGAGAUCACAUUAGCCCUGGUUACAAUGAGAAGUGCGGGUGGAAGAACGGCGCGCAGGCAGAUAUCUUUGGGCGGCCUGUGGCUGACAACUUUUAA
Messenger RNA from Paraphaeosphaeria sporulosa, 804 nucleotides. RefSeq lists its product as uncharacterized. The transcript has 2 exons. NCBI's taxonomy places the organism in Eukaryota, Fungi, Ascomycota, Dothideomycetes, Pleosporales, Didymosphaeriaceae. The record is from RefSeq and is a predicted model, not a curated record. The coding region runs from base 1 to 804 and encodes 267 amino acids.